AUGAGAGACUUAGCUUCCAUACAUCUAUGUGAUAUACCUGCCACUAGACCCAGAUCUCAGAUCCCCAUUAGAUUUCACGCAUACAAGGCAGUUUUAACAAUACCUAAUAUGACAACUUCAAUAAGUAAUGAGAAGUACAACCACAGCAAACUCAACUCUGGUAACAACAGAACCCAUGAGUCAAAACUACAUCAAUACAAGACCAAAUUGAGAGGCUUGUUAUUGGUCACUAUAUUACUAGCAUUGGGCUACUUUUAUUUUACACCACUAUCCUUAUCAUCGAUAUCCUGGCCAUCUUCCUCAUGCCUACAAUCCUUCUUACCCUACCGUCAUAAUAGCAGCGGCAUCAACAGUACCAACAUAAAUUUAACUAUGUCUGCUCACGCUUGUGCUUCAGGAUCAACAACACCACUUGUCACUGCUACUACAAUCACAACCACUUCUAUUUCAGAAGACAACAACAACAAUCUUGAACAAACUUUGGAUUCCCAUAGUAUACACGGAAAAAAGGGCAAAAAAAGUAAAAAAGCUAAACACGGGAAGCAACAGGAGAGACAAGAAAAGAGAGCUGAGAACAAUUCAACUAGUGAUGGAUUUGGCGGUAGUAGCGAUAAUGGGUUUAGCACUUCGUUUGGAUUUAGCCAAUCUUCAUCAACUUCAUCCCUGUUUCCAUUUUCAACAAGCUUGUCAUCAUCGUCGUUUUCGUCAUCCAGCUCACCAUCUUUCUCAUCAUCGUCUUCAACCACUUCAUUUGGCUCAUCAUCAUCAUCAUCUCCGUCCUUUAGUAGUAGCUCAUCGUUUGGAACACUGAGUGACAGCUCCAGCUCCAGCUCCUCGUCGUUUUCAUCAAGCAGCUCAUCACCCUCGUCAUCAUCCGCGUUUGCUUCUGAAACCGGUGAAUCCUCAUCCAGCUCGUCGUCAUCAACAGAAGCACCGGAAACCACAUCAGAGACAGAAUCCAGCUCGUCGUCGUCGUCGUCGUCGUCAUCCUCCUCAUCAUCAUCUGAAACAGACGACACUGCCUCCUCAUCCUCGCGUCAUGUAACAACGUUGAGUUCAGUCGAAAAUGGUAAAACAGUAGUUGUAACUCAAACAUCAUUAGUUUCUUCACAAGCCACCGAAACUGGCAAUGCCGACAGCAGCAACAACAACAAGAACUCCAACGGUGGUGGCGGAUUAUCCCAAACCAACAAGAUUGUCGUUGGUGUAGUUGUGGGAGUAGGUGGAGCCAUUGCGAUUGCACUUCUUGGACUUUUGUUUUACCUCAAGAGAAGAAACAAUCGUGAUCCAGAAGCAGGAUGGACUUUUUGGAGAAAGAAUGAAAAAUUGGGCAGUGAUGAGUUUUUCAAUGGUGAGUUGGGUGUUAGAGAUAGGAAUAUUAAUCAAGGCUCAAACUUUUAG
Molecule: messenger RNA, 1401 nt
Organism: Lodderomyces theae
Lineage: Eukaryota; Fungi; Ascomycota; Pichiomycetes; Serinales; Debaryomycetaceae
Gene: DFI1
Product: Dfi1p
Exons: 2
Coding region: 1-1401 (466 amino acids)
Source: RefSeq, a predicted model, not a curated record